Cooperia oncophora is the source of this 390-nucleotide messenger RNA. NCBI's taxonomy places the organism in Eukaryota, Metazoa, Nematoda, Chromadorea, Rhabditida, Trichostrongylidae. The record is from the annotation of a GenBank genome assembly.
AUGUCAUUAAAACUGUUAGAAAAUGGAUCGAUUAGGAGAUCCUUUUGUCAUUUUUACAACGCAGCACGGAAUGUUACAACAAUGGAGGGGACCUCAGGCAACUCCGUCCCAGAUCUUCGUGAGAGUAUGGCUUUGCCUCCAAAUUUCGACUACAGAGUAUGGUUUCCUAUGCAUAUGUCCGUGCAAAUGAAAAAGAUGGAGGGUAAACUACGUUCCGUUGACCUCAUUGUCGAGGUACAUGAGUUGCCGUUUAUCCCAAUCAGUGGAAGAAACUCGACUUUUCUGAAACAGUUCUGCUCAAUCCGACCACACGUGUUGGUAAUGAAUAAAAUGGAUCUCAUCAAUUUGAAGAAGUAUAAGUUUAUUCGACAUUUUGAAGGUGAACCUUAG